AUAUAUACGAGUAUAUAUAUCAAUAGGAAACGUUACCAUUCCCUCAAUGUACAUAUGAUUACAACUGAAAUUUUGCAACAAAGUCAACCUGCAUACUUGACACUUGUUUAUUGCAGAUAUGUGAUAAAAAUUUGAAAAUAAUGAACGUAAACAGUCGCUUUCCUGGCAGCACCCAUGAUAGUUUUAUAUUGAGUCAGUCAC
Molecule: messenger RNA, 201 nt
Organism: Acanthoscelides obtectus
Lineage: Eukaryota; Metazoa; Arthropoda; Insecta; Coleoptera; Chrysomelidae
Source: the annotation of a GenBank genome assembly